Danio rerio (zebrafish) is the source of this 933-nucleotide messenger RNA. It is a transcript of the gene vma12, whose product is annotated as vacuolar ATPase assembly factor VMA12. NCBI's taxonomy places the organism in Eukaryota, Metazoa, Chordata, Actinopteri, Cypriniformes, Danionidae. Gene Ontology annotation, cellular component: endoplasmic reticulum membrane. Gene Ontology annotation, biological process: vacuolar proton-transporting V-type ATPase complex assembly. The record is from RefSeq and is marked provisional.
GGCAGGACUGAAAAUACACAACAUUCUCAAUUCAAGAUAAACGGUUACACUUAAACGGAGAUUACACUCAACAUCAACUGUGACGUUAAGUUGAUUUAAGCUUCGGACACCCAGUGCAUCUUCACGAGCUGUUUGAAGACAGCACCCUUCAUCUUCCAGAAGUCAUCACACCUCCAAGAAACCCUCAGCUGGUGGCCCGUCUCGAAAAAAUUAAAGCAAAACUGGCCAAUGAAGAAUAUAAGAGAAUAACACGGAACGUAAAUCCACAGGAAAUGAAUCAACAUGGAACUUUAGCAGACUUUGGAAGACAAGUACGCUCCGUGAAGGCUGUUGUUGUUACUGUAUUCAAUUUCCUGGUAACUGUAAUUGCAGCAUUUGCCUGUUCAUAUCUGGGCAGCCAGUAUAUCUUCACUGAGACGACAGCAAGAGUAAUAGCUGCCGUUAUUGCAGCAUCUGUUGUCGGCCUUGCUGAGCUCUAUGUUCUGGUCCGGACUAUGGAAGGAGAUCUUGGAGAGCCCUAAUAGUGACUAAUAUUAUUAAAUAUUUCCAGUUUUUGUUGUUGUUAACUUGUUUCACCAUACAACUGUUUUAGUUUCUUGUUUUCUUCCGAAUCAAAACCCUGCAGCUUAACAAAUCAAUCUUGAUCUAAAAAUUUUAUCUAAAAGAUCACAUUUAUUAGUAAAAUAAAUUACACACACACACACCAGACUAUACAUUAUUCAUAUUACUGUCUAGUUUUUCCACAAUUCUAGUGUUUGUAUUUAUUUUUUAUUCCUUCAUGGACAUUAUUUCUUUAAAGCGACAUGAUUGUAAAUGAUUUGUGCUUGGAUGUUUAUUGUGACUGACUCCCUAGAAGUAGUGUGGAAAAAUGUGAUUAAUAAAAUAAUAAAAGAAUAAAAGAAUGCUUAAGUCAACAGCAUUUAAAAGAAAAAA